Lasiodiplodia theobromae is the source of this 321-nucleotide messenger RNA. RefSeq lists its product as uncharacterized. The record is from RefSeq and is a predicted model, not a curated record. NCBI's taxonomy places the organism in Eukaryota, Fungi, Ascomycota, Dothideomycetes, Botryosphaeriales, Botryosphaeriaceae. The transcript is spliced from 3 exons. The coding region runs from base 1 to 321 and encodes 106 amino acids.
AUGAUGUUCAAGCCGUUUUCUCUCAUCACCUCUGUCAUUGCCAUGACGGCCGUCGCGGCACCCAACGAGUUGGGUCUGCAGAAAAGGGCGGAGACCGAGCUUCUUGCCCAGAACAUUGAGUACGCCGUCAAGGCGGCCGAUUGUUCUCUCCUUGGAUGCGCCACCGUUGCGGCUUCAAGUGUCUGCAUCGCUGCCGCCGUCGUGAAGAGGGAUCCUGUCAACCUCAUUUCUUGCGUCGCGGGAGAUGUUGGCGCUCUUUGCUCUUGCGCCGGUUGCGUUCCCGGACUUGGUGACUUCCUCGAGGAUCAGCAGCUUUGCUGA